AUGUCAAUUCUCUGUUUGACAGAUCAUCCUGGAAAAGUUAGUAUUAUGGCUAUGGCUAUUUCACCAUUUGCGUCUACGAAAGAGACUACUAACUAUGCAAGGUUAUGCCGCCUCCUGGUGGAUGUUGGAUCUCAGGUGCUUCGGUCCACUUUUGACACAAUACAUCCACCAGCGACUCUACAUACAGUUUUGGGAAGUACCUCAGUGCAUUACGCUACAUUGCAAUCACUGUACAGAGGAAGGAGGAAAGUGCUGAAUCCCACGCAAUGGGGAAAGUUGUACCCUACUCACGCACCUGUGUCUUCUGCAGCCUUCGAUAUCACACUUCUGACGGUGCUUCUUAGAAAUAUCUGUGGUUUGGGCCCUCCUGCCAAUGGAUGGGAUCGUCUUCCCCUAGCUACAAACAUAAGCAUCGCAGAUGACAUCGCCAGAGUCAAGUAUUACAGGAACACUGUAUACGGCCAUGCUUCUCAAGCCUCUGUGGAUGACAGCAGUUUCAGUGCUUACUGGCACAAAAUACGAGAACCUUUGGUGAGACUGGGAGGAGCUCAUUUUAGAGCUGAUAUCGACAAUCUUGAGCACGACUGCAUGGAUCCAGAUAGCGAGGAGCAUUAUCGUGAACUGAUGAAACAAUGGAAGAAAGACGACGACAGCAUCAAAGACAAGCUUGAAGAAAUUGAAGGUAAGAAAAGCAUUGUCCACUGCCAAUGUGGAUGAAUCAGAAGGCUACAAAUAUAUAUAUUUUCAGUUAACACAGCAUUGCAGGCGAGCUCAUGAAGUUUUCAUUUUGGUCGGAACUAGUCUUAUAUUUAGAAGGUAUUUUUGCGUCAUAUGUGAAAAAUGAAGAAUUAGCCCCAAUGUUGAAACUGUGUGUUCAUUUGUAAUAUUUUGGUCUGUUCGGGGUACUCGUGUACAAUUGCUGGACUACAUUUUUGUGAUUUCUAAGCGUCCUAUUGAGUUUGAGGCCUGAGGUCGUGGGCCGAGGGCGAUACACAAGACAAAGGGCACAGUUUUUCCCGAUACGGACCGACCUUGGCUGGUGAAUAACAUUUUUUUUUCCCAAAACUUAACAAAUGGUUGCGUAAAGAACCUGAAUGAUAAAGGGCUGUAAUUACGGCAAGAUUCUCCAUAAACGGAACAAUUUAUGAGCGAGUAGAUGGUAGAGAAAACAAGGGCAAUGCAAAUGAAAGAGAGAGGUUUCAUCAAAACAUAUUUAUUUGCGUAAUGAUAUUAAAAGGUGAUUUAAAAGGCUUCCCAGAAAACUUCGAAACAAAGGAUCGGAUACCGCCCGCUGUGAGCGGGCCGGAUGGGGAGAAUACUGCCCGCUCUCGGAACCAAUCAGAUUGCAGGAUUUGUAGAAUACCGCCCGCUCACGAACUGAGAAAAAACAAAUGAAGAUACUCUAUAAUGUGUGGGAUGCCACGGAAUGUGAGAUAUUCUGCCUUGGCUACCUCUCGGAUUUGAUGGUGUUUUGACAGCACUCACACAUAUGUAUGAUCUUAGGCGAGAUAGGUUAUCGUUCUUUUUUUUCGUAUUAUCUUUCUCAUAAUGAAUCUAACUUCCUAGUAGCGUUAGAUGUGACCCACAUACUUCUGAAUAAAAUAACCAAAUCCCUCCUCCGGUCAUGUUGUGUAGUAUUCAAUUCUACAUGGUAAAAUAGUUGAAUUAGAGUCGUCUUAAGUAAAAUGGGCCAGAAUAAGAUGCAUGUGGUUAUUUUACAUUUCCUGAGGAAAAGAGUGCAGGCAGAACCUCCCACUCCAUUUCAGACGGGUCUCUAGGUUUGCUUUGCCUUUUUUUUUUUGCCUAAUGAAACAAAGCAGUGUAGUAUAACUCAUAAUGUUUUCAUUUUGGUUGGAACUAGUCACAUAUUUGGAACGUUAAUCUAGCGUUAUGUGUUAAACUGAACGAUCAAAAGGGAUUCGUUAACUUGAGUACAUAACACAUCUUUUGAGCAUGACCACAUUAUUCGCUGGAUGUCGGCUAAUGUAACACUUUUCAGGUAAUGUAUUGUUGUAAGAGCACACCUUGGCUACUAAGAUAAACCUACUCUGGCUACAAAUGAAGAUACUAGGUAAUGUGUGGGAUGAAUGGUAUGGCACGGAAUCUCAGGCUACCUCUCAGAUUGGAUAGCUUUCUGACAGCACCCAUACACAUUUGGCCGAGAAGGGUUAUUGCCUUAUUUUAGUUUUACUUUUGUUAAGGACUUAAUGAAUCUAACUUCCUAAUUCGUUAGAUUUUACCUGCAUAUUCUUGAACAGACUAAUGCAAUCCUUCCUCCACUCAAAUUUUUUGUAGAGUAUUCCAUUUUACAUGGAAAAAAUUUCUGAAUGAGGGCUGUGUUAGUAAAAAGGGGCAGGAGAAGGCGUAUGUGGUUAUUUUAAUUUUCCCAAGCGAAAACCUGUGAACGAAACUUCGCAAUGCAUUGCAGGCGGACCUCUGGUUUGUUCUAGCGUUUUUUCUUUUUCUAUGAUUAAACGACGUGAAAACGAGGGCGGAAAAGCGUUCUUUUGUUUUUUUAAACCAGUUCUUACAAUGUCCCUUUUUACCGACAAAAAUCUUACUCAGACUAUCGGCUCCAAUGAUAUCAAUAUUUAUCUCCCGAGUUUCACUAUCAGAAACCGCUGAAGCCGAGCCAUAAGUUUUUUUUAGAAUGUUGUAUAAAAUUUAAAAAAACAACAACAACAACAGAGGAAGGGAAAGGAUCUAUUUAGUUAACUUUUAAUGAUUAUAGCGACUCUCACUCGGACUAAAAGUUUCAAUGUUAUUCCACAAAAGGGUCUCUUGAGAAAAUGAUAGGCGAAAUGGUAAAGAUGGACAGCGAACUGAAAGAAGUGAAGGAAAAGCUGUGUACUUUGACAGCCUCAGUGGGAGAAAGCAAGGAUGAAGGUAAGUUGAAUUAUACAAUAAAAGUUAUCCUGCUUAACCGCAAAUUUCGCCGUAGUCAACAUGGCCUGUAUGUGAGAGAGGGAGAGAUCAUCCUAUGUUAAAGAGAUUCAGUUUUUCAAGUUAGACGAUCUCUGGAAUAAUCUCUGCGGUGUACUUUAAUUCCCUACAAUUGUUCAAACUUUCACCCGUAAUUAGCCUGGAAAACUUUAUAUUUUGAUUAGAGUGGAGAACGAAAUAAAACGAAGUACAGUUUUAACGAAAACAUUGGCAUUAAGUUCGGCUCGAUGUUAGAAAUUAACAGAGCAGGUUCCACUGCAUUUACAAGCCAAAUAGCUUUUGGUCAGUAAAUUGACAUGAAUCAUACAUUGAUACCUUUUUCAUCGUCCAAGUAAUUUCUUUGGCAGUGGUGUCGUACUCGUUCACUAAUUUAAAUUCAAUGCCGAAUACCUAGAAGCAUAAGAUGUAAUCCGCAUAUUUCUGAAUAAAAUAACUAAACCCUUCCUGCGCUCAUAUUGUGGAGUAUUCAAUUUUACAUUGGAAAUUAGUUGAAUGACGAUCGUCUUGAUUAAAAUAGGUUCCUAAGGAAAAGACUGUAGGAAAAACCUCCCACUUCAUCGCAGGCGAGCCCCCGGUUUUCUGCAGCACUUUUGAUGAAACCGCGUGACAAAGAAGGCACAAAGGCGUUGUCUGGUUUCCAUUUAUUUGUUCGUAGUCUCGGUAUAUCCCGAAAAAGCCUUUCUCAGACUACGGCUCUCCCGAGUAAUUUAUUUUACGACAGAGUUUCACCGUCAGACACCCUUGAAGCCGAACAAAAAGAGUAGGUUUACCUGAAUUCAUAAUCUAAAUGGCUUUUAAUCAGCAAGCAUGAAUCAUACACUAAAACCUUUUUGCAUCGUCCAAGUAAUUUCUUUGGCAACGGUAUCGUACUCAUUCACUUAUUUAAAUCCAGUGCCGAAUACCAGAGAGGCACCACAAUUUUGAAUGCUGCAUUCAUCAGAUUUCUUACUUAUUUUGCUACUGCUAGGUAUUUUUGAUCUAACUGAGCUUAUCAAUGGAAUUCGCCAGCUGUACAAGACUCGCGAGGGAUGGCUCUCACCAUUUCCAUGGUGUGGAGAGUUUCAGUUUUUUCUUGGCAAGGCUCAAAGUGGUCAGAAGAAAGAAAACGAGAGGAGAAAUCACUGACGUAUUUGUUGACAUGUCGUCAAUACUAGAACCGUAUGAAGAGUGUUCAGCGCCGAGAACAGUGUUGAUUGUAGGAGAACCUGGUAUGGGAAAAACCACCUAUUGUAAAAAGUACGCCUACGAUUGGGCAACAAAACAGCAAGAACCUCAGGGCUGCGGCUCAACAGCAUUUAAAGUGGUAUUGUUGUUGAAAUGUCGAGACAUCCAUUCCGACGUCUGGGAAGCCAUUAAUGAUCAGCUUCUGCCCCGAGACAUUGAUGAAGAAGUCAAACAACAAUUCUUUCAGUUUAUUCGUGAAAAUCAGUCCAGCAUUUUAUUGAUAUUGGAUGGAUUGGAUGAGUUACCGUCCAGUAAAUUGUCGAUGUUUUCCGAAUUAAUUGAAGGAAGAGUACUCCCCAGAUGCCACAUAGUUGCAACAGCAAGACACGAAGCUGGAAAGGAGGUGAGAAAAUGUUGUGAUGCGCUGCUUCAGAUCGAAGGAUUCACUGAAAAGCAUGCGAAAGGAUUUGUCACCAAGUACUUUAAAGAAAGGACGGAUUUAGCCACCAAGCUCUUGCAACGGAUGUCUCGAGAUAAAAACCUGAGAGAAAUAGCGGCCAAUCCUCUAAACACAGCACUUCUUUGCCUUUUAUGCGAAGAGUUUGAGGGCACACUCCCCGAAAGCAGAGCUCAACUGUACUUGGAUAUGGUUGAAUGUGUUUUGAGAAGAUAUAGAAAAAAGAAGGGACUAUUAGAAAAGAUCGAAGACCUGACAAACCAUUACAAACCGCAAUUGAAUCACCUUGGAAAGGUAGCGUUGAAUGGUUUACUUGACGAUAAGUUGGAUUUUAAUGAAAGUGAAUUGAGAAACCAUGCAAAAGACCUGACUGAAUUUGGAUUUCUGUCAGUGCAGCCUGGUGGCAGCAAACUGAGACAAACACUGCAUUAUGCCUUCUGAAGAAGAACUAGUUUCCGAUCCAAAGUAUUUCGUUAAACUUAAACAAAUACUUUUGUUUUCGUGUGGAAUUUUGGCCAUGAAAUGCGAUGAACAAGUUGUGGUUCUUGUAAAGAGUUUAACAAAUGAAGUCAACAAAAAUGAAGGCCGUGGUGUAAAAAUUGUAUUGGAGGCCAUCAACGAAUGCAAAAGAGAAAAAAGUGAUUUUCACUCGUAUUUAUCGAAGUCAUUUGGAACUGGUUUGAACCUGACCAAUUUGGAUUUGCCAAACAAUGGUAUUAGUGAUGCGGGUGCUACAUGUAUUGCUGAGGCAAUCAAAGUGAACAAGACGCUAACCGAUUUGGAUUUGUCAGGUAAUCGUAUUAGUGAUGCGGGUGCUACAUGUAUUGCUGAGGCAAUCAAAGUGAACAAGACGCUAACCGAUUUGGAUUUGUCAUGUAAUCGUAUUAGUGAUGCGGGUGCUACAUGUAUUGCUGAGGCAAUCAAAGUGAACAAGACGCUAACCGAUUUGGAUUUGUCAGGUAAUCGUAUUAGUGAUUCGGGUGUUACAUGUAUUGCUGAGGCACUCAAUGUGAACGAGACGCUAACCGUUUUUUAUUGGUUUUAACAACUUAAACAACUUUGAAGUAAAAGGGCACUGCCUUUAAAGUAGGCAGGUACCCUUGAAAAUUGAGGGCCGAAGGCCCGAACCUCUAGGGGUCGUUGGUUUGGUGACUACGCAAAUAUUAAUAUGUGAAAAUCAGAUUAUAUGAAGACUUGAAAUUCUAUUAGGAACGAUUGUGGCCGCUUUGUUAAAAAUCAAAUGCAAUGGCCGCUUUGUUUAAAACAAAAUAUAUCAAGAAACGGGCAAGGAAUAUUUAAUAGAUAAUUAUUGCGGCAGUCAGCGUUAUGAGAUAUAUUGCAGCCAACUGA
This is a messenger RNA of Pocillopora meandrina, 5914 nucleotides long. The record is from the annotation of a GenBank genome assembly. Lineage: Eukaryota; Metazoa; Cnidaria; Anthozoa; Scleractinia; Pocilloporidae.